This is a messenger RNA of Diaporthe amygdali, 417 nucleotides long. RefSeq lists its product as uncharacterized. The coding region runs from base 1 to 417 and encodes 138 amino acids. The record is from RefSeq and is a predicted model, not a curated record. Gene Ontology annotation, molecular function: DNA binding; protein dimerization activity. NCBI's taxonomy places the organism in Eukaryota, Fungi, Ascomycota, Sordariomycetes, Diaporthales, Diaporthaceae. The transcript has a single exon.
AUGACAGCAGCAGCUUCCAUGAAAAAGUCCUGGCAGCAAAGGAAAAAGGGAAUUAUGAAGAAAGCCGAUGAAGUGCGAAUCAAGUUCAAUGCCCGCGUUGCGGUGCUCAUCGAAAAGGAUGGUGUUUUGUACGCCUAUAAGUCACACAAAGACUUCCCCGCCGCUCUUCCUGGCCGGCUCCUGGAGUGUAACACGGUCACCCCGGAGGAUUACAUGACCGUCAGACAGACGCAGCGCAGCAAUACUGGAGCUGCACCUUCAACGCCUCGGUCCGACGACAGCUUAUCAGCGGCGACCGGGACUGACGAGCCCAUGACAGGCUUCACCCCUAGGCCCCUGACGCAGCCCAUGCGUCGGAGCUAUUUCGACAGUUUGGAUGUAGAGGUUGACGAUUGUCUGUUUGAUUUGAGCAUGUAG